CUGCUCCGGGUCAGAACCAGAACUUUUCUGACAGGAGGCUGGACCUGUGGAGCGCACGCGCCUGUGCGUGUGUCCGCGCGCAGGAGGACCCGCUAUAAAACCGGUCCCGGCGGCUGCAGGGCGCAGAGAACCCGUCCGGACUUUGGGUUCUUUUGGGUUCGGAACAUCAUGAUGUUCCCCUGCAGCGCUCUCCCGCCUCUCUACCCGAACCUUCUGCGUCCUCCUCCGAACCGAACCCUGCCCUCCGGGUUCCUGGUGGAGGACCUGCUCCGGUUCGGUCAGCCGGUCCACCGAACCUUCUCCACCCCGGGCGGAACCGGGGACUUCCUCCCGCUCAGCCCGGGACUCGGUUCUUCCCCUCAGGCGUCUGGACCGACCACGGAGCAGCCGAACCGGACCGGUACCGGCUCUCCGGACUCCGGUUACCUGAAGUUCGGAGUCAGUGCCAUCCUGGCCCCGUCCACCCGAACCG
Austrofundulus limnaeus is the source of this 472-nucleotide messenger RNA. Its product is annotated as homeobox protein DBX1. Gene Ontology annotation, molecular function: DNA-binding transcription factor activity, RNA polymerase II-specific; DNA binding. Gene Ontology annotation, biological process: cell differentiation in spinal cord; regulation of transcription by RNA polymerase II. Lineage: Eukaryota; Metazoa; Chordata; Actinopteri; Cyprinodontiformes; Rivulidae. The record is from RefSeq and is a predicted model, not a curated record.